CUGCGCAGACCUUGCACUUCUCGCUCAAUUUCUCGCUCUUACGUAUAUCGCCAAAAUGGGAUCAACCUCGACCGUCGCGGACACCCGCUUCAAGCUGAACACCGGGGCUGAAAUCCCCGCCCUCGGACUCGGAACCUGGCAAUCGGGUCCCGGAGAGGUGGAAAAAGCCGUGGCGCACGCCAUCUCGGUGGGAUACAGACACAUCGAUACCGCGUUUGCCUAUGGCAACGAAGGAGAAGUUGGCAAGGGCAUCAAGGCGGCCAUUGAGUCUGGAGUCGUCAAGCGAGAGGACCUCUUUGUGACCACCAAGCUGUGGAGCACCUGGCACUACCGUGUGGAAGAGGGUCUGAACAAGAGCUUGGAGAACUUGGGACUGGACUAUGUUGACCUCUAUCUGGUUCACUGGCCCGUGGCCAUGAACCCUAAUGGAAACCACCCCAACAUCCCCACUCUUCCGGAUGGUUCUCGUGAUCUGCAUCUCAACCAUUCCCAUAUCACCACCUGGAAGAGUAUGGAGAAGCUGGUCGGCAGCGGAAAGGCUAAGGCGAUUGGUGUUUGCAACUACAGCAGGCCUUAUCUCGAGGAGCUCCUCGCUGAGGCCACUGUGGUCCCGGCCGUCAACCAGAUCGAGAACCACCCCUGCCUUCCCCAGCAGGAGGCUGUCGACUUUUGCAAGGAGAAGAACAUUCACGUCACCGCAUACAGCCCGCUCGGAAGCACGGGCAGUCCGCUGCUAACGGCCGAGCCUAUCGUCGAGGUUGCGAAGAGAAAGGGAGUCGAUCCCGCCACAGUCCUUCUGAGCUGGCACAUCAACCGUGGUUCUUCCGUUCUGGCAAAGUCUGUGAACCCCUCUCGUAUUGAGGGCAACCGCAACUUGGUCGCACUUGAUGACGCUGACAUGGCUACGAUUGCCAAAUACACGAACGACCUGGCCGCUAAGGAUGCAUUCCAGCGUUUUGUCUUCCCUCCUUUCAGGCUCGACUUUGGAUUCCCCGACAAGAUUGGCCGCGUAUAAGCUCCUGGUGAGUGAGGUUGGUUUCGGAAUAGCAGACAGGGCAUAGAAGGAUAGACUAGUGAACCGUGGCACCCGUACAUGAAUUGAUGUUCCAUUGCAUAAAUGAAAUGACUUGAUUACGAUAUCC
Messenger RNA from Aspergillus ibericus CBS 121593, 1142 nucleotides. Its product is annotated as putative glycerol dehydrogenase. The transcript is spliced from 4 exons. The record is from RefSeq and is a predicted model, not a curated record. Gene Ontology annotation, molecular function: aldose reductase (NADPH) activity. Lineage: Eukaryota; Fungi; Ascomycota; Eurotiomycetes; Eurotiales; Aspergillaceae. Bases 56 to 1015 code for a protein of 319 amino acids. Gene Ontology annotation, cellular component: cytosol.